This is a messenger RNA of Amaranthus tricolor (Joseph's coat), 3418 nucleotides long. RefSeq names its product putative aconitate hydratase, cytoplasmic. Gene Ontology annotation, molecular function: aconitate hydratase activity; 4 iron, 4 sulfur cluster binding. Gene Ontology annotation, biological process: tricarboxylic acid cycle; citrate metabolic process. NCBI's taxonomy places the organism in Eukaryota, Viridiplantae, Streptophyta, Magnoliopsida, Caryophyllales, Amaranthaceae. The transcript has 20 exons. Gene Ontology annotation, cellular component: cytosol; mitochondrion. Bases 151 to 3150 code for a protein of 999 amino acids. The record is from RefSeq and is a predicted model, not a curated record.
GUAGUAAUAUUGAAUACCUUCCUCAAACAUUUCUCUUCAAAAUUCUCCUCUAUUUUGUCCCAUUUCUUUGUCAUAAUUCAAUUGUUUCGCUCUCAAAUUUAAUCCAAAACAGUUCAAUCAAACCAAAAAUAAAAAUAAAUAAAACCAGUCAUGAUAGCAGGUAAAGCAGCCUCCUCGAAUAAAUCUCUUUCUCCAUUUCUUCUCAGAAGAUUUUCUUCUACAUUUUCUCUCUCUUCAUCUUCAUCUUCAUCUUCAUCUCAUUCUACUGUUGCCUCCGCUUCCCGAUAUCAAUUGGUGUCGGGUCACCGUCUAUCGCGUCUUCGGUCUCUUACUUCCGGGCCUUCCUGGUUGAGUCUCGGUUCUGAUUUGCGAUCUCGGGUUUCCGUUCGUUCUCAGAUCGCGACUUCUUCUUCUCCCACUCUUGUCGAACGUUUUCAUCGCCAAAUCGCUACUAUGGCUUCUGAACAUCCUUACAAGGGAAUCUUCACAAGCUUACCUAAGCCUGGCGGUGGCGAAUUCGGAAAGUUCUACAGUUUGCCCGCUUUGAAUGAUCCAAGGAUUGACAAGCUGCCUUACUCAAUUCGGAUUCUUUUGGAAUCGGCCAUUCGAAACUGUGAUGGAUUCCAAGUGACUAAAGAUGAUGUUGAGAAGAUUAUCGACUGGGAAAACUCAGCACCUAAACUUGUUGAAAUUCCAUUUAAGCCUGCCCGUGUUCUUUUACAGGAUUUUACUGGAGUACCGGCUGUGGUUGAUUUGGCUGCUAUGAGGGAUGCCAUGAAAAACCUCAACAAUGACCCUAACAAAAUUAAUCCAUUGGUUCCUGUGGACCUUGUCAUUGAUCAUUCUGUUCAAGUUGAUGUUGCGAGGUCUGAGAAUGCCGUUCAAGCAAAUAUGGAACUUGAGUUUAAGAGGAACGGGGAGAGAUUUGGUUUUCUUAAAUGGGGAUCGACAGCUUUCCGUAACAUGCUUGUUGUUCCACCUGGCUCUGGUAUUGUACACCAGGUUAAUCUAGAGUAUCUUGGCCGGGUAGUUUUUAACACUUCUGGAGUUCUAUAUCCAGAUAGUGUAGUUGGUACUGAUUCACACACAACAAUGAUUGAUGGUCUUGGGGUUGCUGGUUGGGGAGUUGGAGGAAUAGAAGCUGAGGCAACUAUGCUUGGUCAGCCCAUGAGUAUGGUUUUGCCUGGUGUUGUUGGAUUCAAGAUGACUGGAAAAUUACGUGAUGGUGUCACAGCAACAGACUUGGUGCUGACAGCCACACAAAUGUUAAGGAAGCAUGGUGUUGUUGGCAAGUUUGUUGAGUUUCAUGGUGAGGGAGUUGGUCAGUUAUCACUUGCUGACAGAGCUACUAUUGCAAAUAUGUCUCCUGAAUAUGGAGCAACUAUGGGUUUCUUCCCUGUGGAUCAUGUAACCUUGGAUUACUUAAAGUUGACCGGAAGAAGUGAUGAAACAGUUUCCAUGAUUGAGCAAUAUUUACGCGCAAACAAAAUGUUUGUUGACUACAGUGAGCCUCAACAAGAACGAGUGUACACAUCAUACUUGGAGUUGGAUUUAGCAGAUGUUGAGCCUUGCAUAUCAGGACCGAAAAGGCCACAUGACCGCGUUCCCCUGAAGGAUAUGAAGGCUGAUUGGCAUUCAUGCCUUGAUAACAAAGUUGGUUUUAAGGGUUUUGCUAUUCCAAAAGAAGAGCAGGAUAAGGUUGCUAAAUUUUCAUUCAAUGGCCAGCCUGCUGAAUUGAAGCAUGGUAGUGUUGUCAUAGCAGCUAUAACGAGUUGCACAAACACAUCAAACCCUAGUGUUAUGUUGGGUGCUGCUUUGGUUGCAAAGAAAGCAUGUGAGCUGGGUCUGGAGGUCAAGCCCUGGGUUAAAACUAGUUUGGCUCCUGGCUCUGGUGUAGUUACAAAAUAUCUACAAAAGAGUGGUCUGCAGAAGUACUUUGAUCAACAGGGCUUCAACAUUGUUGGUUAUGGUUGCACAACUUGUAUUGGAAACUCCGGUGAUCUAGAUGAAUCUGUUUCUGCAGCUAUUUCUGAGAAUGAUAUUGUAGCGGCAGCUGUACUUUCUGGUAACCGUAAUUUUGAAGGGCGUGUGCAUCCUUUGACACGAGCUAACUAUCUUGCCUCUCCUCCAUUGGUUGUUGCAUAUGCACUGGCUGGCACAGUUGACAUUGACUUUGAGAAAGAGCCUAUUGGUAUUGGUAAGGAUGGCAAAAGUGUGUUCUUCAGAGAUAUCUGGCCUAGCAAUGAAGAGAUAGCUGAGGUUGUCCAAUCAAGUGUGUUACCAGACAUGUUCAAGAGUACUUACGAGGCUAUUACCAAGGGUAAUCCCAUGUGGAACUCUCUUGAAGUUCCUGCUGGUACACUUUAUCAAUGGGAUCCAACAUCAACAUACAUUCACGAACCCCCAUAUUUUAAAAACAUGAGUUUGAAUCCACCUGGUCCUUUUGGAGUCAAGGAUGCCUACUGCCUUCUCAACUUUGGCGACAGUAUCACUACUGACCACAUCUCUCCUGCUGGAAGUAUUCACAAGGACAGCCCUGCAGCCAAGUACCUCAUGCAACGUGGGGUUGAUCGCAAGGACUUUAACUCAUAUGGUAGCCGCAGGGGUAAUGAUGAAGUGAUGGCUAGAGGUACCUUUGCAAAUAUCCGCAUCGUCAACAAGCUUCUGAAUGGAGAAGUUGGUCCAAAGACAGUACACAUCCCAACUGGGGAGAAAUUAUAUGUUUUUGACGCUGCAAUGAAGUACAAGGAGGCGGGUCAUCAGACAAUUGUCGUGGCUGGUGCUGAAUAUGGAAGUGGUAGUUCUAGGGAUUGGGCUGCGAAGGGUCCAAUGCUACAGGGUGUGAAAGCUGUGAUUGCUAAGAGUUUCGAGCGGAUCCAUCGUAGUAACCUUGUAGGCAUGGGAGUCAUCCCUCUUUGCUUCAAGGCUAGUGAGGAUGCAGACACUUUGGGAUUGACUGGCCACGAGCGAUACACAAUCAAUCUUCCCUCAUCAGUUAGUGAGAUCAGACCAGGACAAGAUGUCACUGUAACCACCGACAAUGGAAAGUCCUUUACCUGCACACUCCGCUUUGACACUGAGGUGGAGCUUGCUUACUUUGACCAUGGCGGUAUCCUUCCAUAUGUCAUCCGCCAGUUGAUGAAGCAAUAAUUUGUGUAGUUCCGAGUAUUUAUUCCUUCUUACUCAUAAUUUCCAUUGAGAUUAUAUGUGACACUAGCUUUGAAGUAGCGAAUAUUCAGAAAGGACUACAAGUUUUCUUUUGUGAAGUCCAAGCAAGUGCACCAAAUAAAGAGAUCAGGUUUGUAACAUUUAAAGUUAAACAGUCCGUUUAUCCCUUGAAAAGUUGAAGGACAUUAGAGAUAUUUGGUUACUUUCUUGUUAAAUAUGUUUUGUUAAUAAAUUUUCUGUUUCUCUAGAA